CCUUCUGGGAGUCGUAGUCUGUUCACCUACCUCCGCGUUUUCUGGGAGCCUGGACCUUCCACUAGCGCAGAUUCAGCUCAGGGUGGCACUCCUCUACGCGAUCCCCGCCCAGCGGCCCUCCAGUCCAGGAGAAGCGGACCCCUCUCACCCAGCCCAGACCGCGCAAUGCCGGCCCCGCCAUGCGCCUCCUGCGGCAAGGCCCGCGCGGCCCUGCGCCGCCCGCGCUCCGGCCAAGCGCUGUGCCGUACCUGCUUCUGCGCCGCCUUCGAGGCCGAGGUGCUGCACACGGUGGUAGCGGGCCGCCUGCUGCCUCGCGGCGCCGUGGUGGCUGUGGGCGCCUCGGGUGGCAAGGACUCCACGGUGCUGGCCCACGUGCUGCGCGAACUGGCGCCCCGCCUGGGCAUCUCGCUGCAACUGGUGGCGGUGGACGAGGGCAUCGGCGGCUACCGGGACGCGGCGCUGGCGGCAGUGCGGCGCCAGGCGGCGCGCUGGGAGCUGCCGCUCACCGUGGUGGCCUACGCUGACCUCUUCGGGGGCUGGACGAUGGACGCCGUGGCCCGCAGCACGGCUGGCUCAGGCCGCAGCCGCUCCUGCUGCACCUUCUGCGGGGUGCUGCGGCGCCGGGCGCUAGAGGAAGGGGCGCGUCUCGUGGGAGCCACGCACAUCGUGACAGGUCACAACGCCGACGACAUGGCGGAGACCGUGCUCAUGAACUUCCUGCGGGGCGACGUGGGCCGGCUGGCCCGGGGCGGGGGCCUGGGCUCCGCGGGCGAGGGGGGCGCCCUGCCGCGCUGCCGGCCGCUGCAGCUGGCCUCGCAGAAGGAGGUGGUGCUGUACGCGCACUUCCGCCGCCUGGACUACUUCUCCGAGGAGUGCGUCUACGCGCCCGAGGCCUUCCGCGGCCACGCGCGCGACCUGCUCAAGCUGCUGGAGGCCGCGCGCCCCUCGGCGGUGCUGGACCUGGUGCACUCGGCGGAGCGCCUGGCGCUGGCCCCUUCGGCCCGGCCCCCGCCCGCCCGCACCUGCUCCCGCUGCGGGGCGCUGGCCAGCGGCGCGCUCUGCCAGGCCUGCGCCCUUCUGGACGGCCUGGACCGCGGCCGGCCCCGCCUGGCCAUCGGCAAGGGCCGCCGGGGGCUGGACGAGAUGGGGCCGCGUGGGGCGCCUCGGGAGCAGGUCCAGGCCCCAGCCUCCGAGGCCGUGCCCUCCUUCUAGGGACCACAGUGUUCUGUUGGGAUCCGACCUGGGAGCUCAGGGAGCCUGUAAAUGACACUGUGAAUAAACCCCAGUUACCUUUG
This is a messenger RNA of Artibeus jamaicensis (Jamaican fruit-eating bat), 1295 nucleotides long. RefSeq names its product cytoplasmic tRNA 2-thiolation protein 1. Gene Ontology annotation, biological process: tRNA wobble position uridine thiolation. The record is from RefSeq and is a predicted model, not a curated record. The coding region runs from base 166 to 1212 and encodes 348 amino acids. Gene Ontology annotation, molecular function: tRNA binding. The transcript is spliced from 4 exons. Gene Ontology annotation, cellular component: cytosolic tRNA wobble base thiouridylase complex; mitochondrion. NCBI's taxonomy places the organism in Eukaryota, Metazoa, Chordata, Mammalia, Chiroptera, Phyllostomidae.